AUGGUGUAUUUAUCAUUAACUCGAUAUGCAUCGAUUGGGUUUUUUGGUCUUGGUAAUAUGGGUAAACAUAUGGUGAUAAAUCUUCUUAAAGUUAAUCAUAAUGUUACAAUAUUUGAUACAGAUUCAAAAACAUUUGAUUAUUUUAAAGAAUAUAAACAUGUUAACAUAGCAAAUAAACCAGAAUAUGUUAUACAACAAUCAGAUUUUAUUAUUUUAAUGUUGCCAAAUGGAGACAUUGUACGUAAUGUUUGUCAAUCAAAUAUUUUUCCAUUAGCAAGAAAAGGUACAUUUAUUAUUGAUUGUAGUACAAUUGAUUUACGAACAUCCAAAGAAUUAGCUAAAAUAGCUCAAAAUGAAAAACUUCAUUUUAUUGAUGCACCUGUUUCCGGUGGAGUCAUUGGUGCACAACAAGGUACUCUAACAUUUAUGGUCGGUUGUGAAUUAGAUGAUUUUAAAUCUAUUAAACCAAUUCUCGCUAAAAUGGGAAAGAAUAUUGUACGUGCUGGUACUAAUGGUAGUGGACUUGCAGCUAAGAUUUGUAAUAACCUACUUGCAGCUAUUAGUAUGAUAGGUACUUCAGAAGCAAUGAAUCUCGGUAUAAAACUUGGUCUUGAGAAAAAAGUUUUAAAUGAAUUAAUUAAUUCAUCAACUGGUCAAUGUUGGUCAAGUCAAAGUUAUAAUCCAUGUCCUGGUAUUAUUCCAAAUAUUCCAUCAAAUAAUAAUUAUCAGGGUGGUUUUGCAAGUGAACUAAUGACAAAAGAUCUUUUAAUUGCUCUUGAUGCAGCAAAAGAUGUUCAAGCGAUGACUCCUUUAACUGAACAUGCUACAAAAUUUUAUCAAGAAAUAUGUUCGAAUGGAUUGAAUAAAAAAGAUUUUAGUGUUGUGUUCCAAUAUCUUAAUAAAGAAUAA
This is a messenger RNA of Adineta steineri, 909 nucleotides long. The record is from the annotation of a GenBank genome assembly. Lineage: Eukaryota; Metazoa; Rotifera; Eurotatoria; Adinetida; Adinetidae.